This is a messenger RNA of Acanthopagrus latus (yellowfin seabream), 2688 nucleotides long. It is a transcript of the gene gpr137bb, whose product is annotated as G protein-coupled receptor 137Bb. Gene Ontology annotation, biological process: positive regulation of TORC1 signaling; negative regulation of osteoclast differentiation; negative regulation of bone resorption. The transcript has 7 exons. The coding region runs from base 137 to 1336 and encodes 399 amino acids. NCBI's taxonomy places the organism in Eukaryota, Metazoa, Chordata, Actinopteri, Spariformes, Sparidae. Gene Ontology annotation, cellular component: lysosomal membrane. The record is from RefSeq and is a predicted model, not a curated record.
UGUGUCUGAAAGAGCGUUGAUGGAUGUGCUCUGACACGUUUCUUCUCCUUCCUUUCUUCUUCUUCUUCUCCUCCUGGAGCUCGGAGGCUGCUGCUCCGUCUCUCCCUCCCUCCCUCUGCUGGGCACCACCGGGGGGAUGAAUGGGGAGGCGAUGGAGGGGAACCCGGUGCAGGAACAGCAGCAUGCCGGUAACGGCUCACACCUCCCUCCCCCUCCCACCAUCACGCCUGCCAUCCCUCCCUACGUGAAGCUUGGUCUGACCAUCGCCUACACCAUCUUCUACUCGCUGCUCUUCGCCUUCGUCUACGCCCAGCUCUGGCUGGUGCUGCGGUACCGACACAAGCGCUUCAGCUACCAGACGGCCUUCCUGUUCCUGUGUCUGCUGUGGGCCGCCCUGCGCGCCCUCCUCUUCUCCUUCUACUUCAGGGACUGUGUGACCGCCAACGCUCUCGGACCCUUCGCCUUCUGGCUGCUGUACUGCUUCCCCGUCUGCCUGCAGUUCUUCACGCUCAGCCUCAUGAACCUCUACUGUGCACAGGUUUACUUCAAGGCAAAGUCCAAGUACUCACCUGCACUGCUCAAGUACAGACUUCCGCUGUACCUGGUCUUCUUGGGCGUCAGUCUUCUCUUCCUGGUGGUGAACCUGGUCUGUGCCCUGCUGGUCAAAAUGACCGCCGCUGACGUCAAGACCAUCGUCCUGGUGAGGGUCACCAUCAACGACAGCCUGUUCGUCCUCUGUGCCGUCUCGCUGUCCGUCUGCCUCUACAAGGUCGCCAAGAUGUCGCUGGCCAACAUCUACCUGGAGUCAAAGGGAACGUCAGUGUGCCAGGUGACUCUGAUCGGCAUCAUGGUGGUGUUUCUGUAUGCAUCGCGAGCCUGUUACAACCUGGUGGUGCUCGCCCUCACCAACAUCGAGACCAUCAACUCCUUCGACUAUGACUGGUACAACGUCUCAGACCAGGCGGACUUGCGGUCGUCGCUGGGAGACGCUGGUUACAUCGUGUUCGGGGUGAUUCUGUUCGUCUGGGAGCUGCUGCCCACCUCGCUGGUCGUCUUCUUCUUCAGGGUCCGACGGCCGCCUCAGGAAAGGAGCACCGCUGGGAUACCAAACCACGUUCUCUCCUCCAGAGGAUAUUUCUUUGACAAUCCUCGGCGGUACGACAGUGACGACGACCUGGCAUGGAGCAUUCCUCCCCAUAAUGCAUCAGCAAGUCUUUCCUCCGACUGCUACGACUGGGGCAGCCGCCACAGCAGCUUCACUGUGCACACCAACAGCGACGAACAGCGCCUGACCACCGCCGCCGCCACCGGAGGAGAGCUCCACCCUUACCCAUGAUUCCUCUCUUCACUGUACAGCAUCACUGUGCACUUUGACACCGAUCAGUUAUUGUGUUUCUUCUUCUCACUGACAUUCCAGUUUGUAAAGUCACAGUAGAGAAUUUAGAGAAAAACAGCAGACCAGGAGGAUCCUGCACAGGUGGAGCUGAAGUCCCGCCCCUUCCUGUCGUACCAAAUAAGGUCCACGAGGGAAACAGGAGGGGGUGGGGCUUCAGCUCUUUAUAAACAUUUUCAUCCUCUGUGGUUUUUCAUCCUUAACUUAGUUAAAAUCUUCAGUCUUCACUUUACUUUGAAUGUAGCUGCUUCAUAUCAAGGUUUAAAUAAGAGAUCAAUAAUCAAAAUCACACGAACGAGCUGACGACGACAAAGGGAACCAAAAAACACAAGACAGUCGGCAGUCGUGCUAACAGCUGUGAAGCUGAGCUCAAUGCUAACAGCAGCAUGCUAACAAGCUAACACUAGCAUGAUGUCAGCAGUUGAUCCUGAGAGAAACAUGAAGGUUUGAACCUGUUAGCGACAGAAAGAACUCUGUCCUGCAAAACGUCUUGUGACAAUCAGAAAAGAUUCAAAGAUGAGAAUUUUAAUUUAUACGUCGCUGCGAGUCUGUGAUGAAACGCUGUGCAGGAUCAUUCAGACAGCGUCCAUGUUCCACCGUACGCCCACCAUGUUGUGAUGAAUGUGUGAGAGAAUGUUUCUUCAGCAGUUUGAGGAGAUUUUCGAACGAGACAGUCACGUUUUCAUUUUGUGUAAGCUAACUAUCCAGACUUGACUUUGGAAACGAUGAUGAAGAUGUUGCUGAGGGACGAAGGUGAGAGAGCGUCCUCACAUCUGGACGAGCUGAUUAUUUAACAUUAAACUCAAGUCAAAGUUUUAAUUUAAUUUCCUGUCUUGAAUCAUCUUUGAAAAACUCCUCAAGUCAUUGUUGGAAGUUUUUGACUGUAAAAAAUGAAACCUUCAAAGCCUGUAACACACACACACACACACCUGUGUCAUGUUGUAUUCACACAUUAACAUGUUAUGAGUUUUAAUUUGAAUUAUUUUUUAUCAAUAAAAACAUUUUUCUUCUGAGAAAAUUCCAGGUUUAGUUUUUAAAAAAGUUUAGUUUUUAUUUCAUUUUUCAGAUAAAGAAUCUUUUAAAACCAUCCUGAUGAAAACACGAGUUUAAGACUCGAGCCAUUGUGACGUUUCUGUGAACAUGGACUUUGUUUGGCAGCAGAAGAAAAAGUUUAAAGUCUAUAUUUCUAACAGACGCAGGUUUUGUAAAGUUCUUUGUAUUGAGAUCAUCGAUCGUGUUGUUGAGCGUUGUGGUGUUUGUGCUUCGUUUGUUUGUGACGUGAACUUCAAUAAAUC